Messenger RNA from Abrus precatorius (Indian licorice), 3692 nucleotides. RefSeq names its product paramyosin. Bases 341 to 3184 code for a protein of 947 amino acids. The record is from RefSeq and is a predicted model, not a curated record. The transcript is spliced from 8 exons. NCBI's taxonomy places the organism in Eukaryota, Viridiplantae, Streptophyta, Magnoliopsida, Fabales, Fabaceae.
AUUCAGCUGUGUUACCCUUUACAUUAUCUUUGGUGCAUGAAGACAUGCGGAGAAGCUUCUAAUAUCAAAAUUAUUUUUCUUUAUUGCUUUUUGUUAGUAGUUUGCUAAUAAUACAAGUUCAGUAUCUCAGCCAAGGAAUCAGGAGCCACUUCACAAGACUCUUGGCUUUCUGAACACUCUGAUACUUCAUUCCAGUCAUUAACUGAAUCAGUCACAGAUAAUAAAUUUUCUAGUUUCAAAUCAACAAAUCCAUUUCCCUCACCAAUGAGGUGCAGCUUAUAAGAGGCUUGUCUUCUGGCAUCUACAAUACUGCAACGGCCAUAUUUAUCAGCCUGAAAACAUGUUCAAGUCAUGGAGCAAGAAGAACAAAAUCAAAGCUGUGUUCAAACUGGAGUUUCAGGCAACACAGGUGCCAAAGAUGAAAAAGUCUGCACUGAUGGUAUCUUUGGUGCCAGAUGAUGUUGGGAAGCCAACUGUGAAACUAGAGAAAACUGCUGUCCAAGAUGGGACCUGCUUAUGGGAGAAUCCAGUUUUUGAGUCAGUUAAACUCAUUAGAGAUUCAAAAUCAGGAAAGCUCCAUGAGAAAAUCUACCAUUUUGUUGUUUCAACUGGAUCUUCAAAAUCUGGCUUUCUUGGAGAAGCCUCAAUUGAUUUUGCUGAUUUUGUCGCAGAAACUGAACCACUGACUGUUUCUCUACCCCUAAAGUUUGCCAAUUCAGGUGUGGUUUUACAUGUGACUAUUCAGAAUGUGGAAGGAUACACUGCUGAAAGAAAUGGAGAAGAUAAUGGAGCUGAGGGACUUUACAGUGAUGGAAGCUUGAAACACCAGCUGAGCUAUGGAAGUACAGAUCAUGAAAGUUAUAAUGUUGAUGAAAAUGGGCACAUGGGGAAGACCAAAUCUGAGUAUUCAGAACAAGAUGCAUCUAAUGGCAUCAGUCCUGGGGCAGCUCCAUGGGAUUCUUAUAGCUUCAGACAGAAUUCAAUGCCAUCAAGAGGAACUGUUCAGCCCAUUGCAACGGAAACCCAAGUGCGUAAGAGGUCAAACACAAACUGGUCAAUGGGUUCAACAUCAGAUGGAAGUUUAGGUGACUGGACAAACAGCCUGGAAGAUAAUCUUCCAAGAGAAAGAUUACAAGAGCCUUCGGAUAAUGCCACCGAAAGGCUCCAAAGUGAAAUUGCUUCUUUAAAGAGGCAAGCAGAAGUAUCAGAAUUAGAGUUACAAUCACUUCGGAAGCAGAUAGAAAAAGAAAGCAGUCGAGGACAGAAUUUGUCUAGACAAAUAAUCAGCCUCAGAGAGGAGAGAGAUUUGCUCAAAACCAAAUAUGAGCAACUCAAGUCUCAGCAGGACUUCAAUAAUGAGACCAAAACCUCUAAAACCUUCAAGUAUGAGAUUGAAGAUACUAGGCUUCAGUUAGAAGCAAUAAAGGAAGAGCUUAUUUAUGAAAAAGAAUUGAGUGCCAAUCUUCAGUUGCAACUGCAGAAGACACAAAACUCAAACUCUGAACUACUUUUAGCUGUGACAGACCUUGAAGCAAUGCUGGAACAAAAGAAUAAGGAAAUAUUGGAUCUGUCUACCAAUAUAAAAUCCCAGAAGACUACUAAAGAGUUUGAUGGUGGCAUAGAAUUUGAUCUCUUGCGGCAAAAAAUUGCUGACCAGAAGGAUGAAAUAGAUAAUUACUACAAGCAACGUGAAGAGCUAACUGAGCAUAUAAAAGAGCUCACUUUGGAGUAUGAUCUUCUUAAGAAGGAAAAUGUGGAUAUCUCCUUGAGGUUAAAGCAAGAUGAAGCACAACACAUCAUGUUACAAAAUGAACAUUCAGCUUCUUUAGUUACAAUACAACAACUUGAAUCCCAAGUGGAGAGAUUAGAGGAAAAGCUAAAGAUGCAGGAGGAUGAAUUUUCAGAAUCUUUGGUCUUCAUCAAUGAACUUGAAAAUCAAGUCAAGUCUUUGGAAAAAGAACUGAAAAUACAGGCAGAGAAAUUUGAAGAAGAUCUCCAUGCUAUGCAAUGCGCUAAAACUGAGCAGGAAGAAUGGGCAAUCCAAGCAGAAGAGGCCUUGAGAAAGACAAGACACAACAAUGCUGUUGCAUCUGAGCGUUUUCAGGAGGAAUAUAGAAUGCUUUCUGUUGAAAUGGCACAGAAAGUUGAGGAGAAUGAAAAGAUGAUUACGGAAGCAGUUGCAGAAGCUGAUGAAUUGCGGCGCCAGAACAAACUUAUAGAAGAAAUGUUACAUAAAUGCAAUCAAGAGCUCAGGCUUAUUACAGAUCAGAAUGAAUUGAAAAUGCAAGAGCUCUUGAACCAAAUAGAUUCAAAAGCAAAAACAAUAGAACAAAUGUCACAAGAACUAGAAGUUAGGUCUGAACAACUUGAAGAUGCACAAAGGCAUGGGGAUGAAAAGGAUGCUGCAUUUUCAAAGCAAAUUCAAAUGCUCAGAUCUCAAAUUAAGAAUUUGAUGGAAGAGGAGUGCACAUUGUCAAAACCCAAGCUAACUAAGAACCUGACUGAGAUGGUGAGGGCAAAUGCAGAAAUAGUCCAUGAAGGACAACCAAUUAUUACGCCAAAUGAUGAGAUGAUACUAGGCACCCUACUGUCAGAAGUAGAAACCUUUAAGAACCAGCACAAUGAAAUAAAACAGAGUUUGCACAAAGAACAAGUGGAGAAAGAAAAUAUGAAGAAACAGAUAACUCAGUUAGAAGGAGAGCUGAAGAAGAAGGAAGCAGAAUUAAGUACCAUGGAAAAGAAGCUCAAGAAAAACAAAGGACGAGCUGCAGUUACACACAUGAAUUUUACUUCAAGAGACAAUGAGUGCGCAGUGCCUUCUUCUGCUAAGACACAUAUCAAGAAGUCAAAAUCUGAAAUGCCUAAGGUAAUGGAUGCUGCAAGCACUGCUGUUAGCAAGUCUGGAGGAGGAAUAAUUGGCAAGUCAGCCGAGAACAAAGUUUGUCUAGCUCCUGGAAGUGAGGUAAAAACUGGUGCUGUAAAUAAUCAUGAUGGCGAGUGCCAAACAAAUGAAUUGUUGAAUGAAGUUGCAGUCCUAAAGGAAAGGAACAAGACUAUGGAAAGUGAGUUGAAAGAAAUGGAAGAAAGAUAUUCAGAGAUUAGUCUGAAGUUUGCUGAGGUAGAAGGAGAAAGACAACAACUUGUUAUGGCUCUACGCAAUCUCAAGAAUGGUAAGAAGAACUAGAAUUCUUUGAGCGUGUUGUGUCUCAGAAAACACACUAGAGAUGAAGGAGGCAGGCUAUCAUCAUCACCAGAAUGGAGGAACCAAAUUUAACCAGUACUUCGCAUUUCAGUUGUGACCUAUAUCCUGUACAUGUACUAACAGUUUUACCUCAUCCAAAAUUUUCUGGGCCACUUGGUCCAUCCAAUAUUCUUGUCCUAUGAUACAUAAGUUAGCCAGGGGUAAUAUGCUAGAGCCUCAUACAAGGUAUGUAGCCAAUGAUUUAUCAUCAGUUUGGCAUUUUUGGCAUGCAAUGUAAUACAUAAGACCUAUGACGCUCAGAAGAAAUGGUUUUGAUUGAGAGUGUGAACAGAAUAAAGAAAAAAACAGUAUACUGAGUCCAGAAAUAUAUAAGCAACUGUCAGGUUACCUUGGUUAGUGCUUUUCGGAAGCUACAAUUAGAAGUUCCUCCUAUAAUGUUUAAGUUAUUGAAAAACUGGUGUUUGAUAUCAUAUACAGAAAGCUUCUUUUA